Symbiodinium pilosum is the source of this 1716-nucleotide messenger RNA. Lineage: Eukaryota; Dinophyceae; Suessiales; Symbiodiniaceae. The record is from the annotation of a GenBank genome assembly.
AUGCCAGCACCCCGCCCAUCUUCUGCGGUGCGACCCGGGUCGCCAGGCAGAAGGCGACUGGGCGAAGGCAAGGGCACCGAAUGGGAGUUCCAUCCGCCAUCUCCGGCAGCGCUGCCGGCAUUCCAGUUAAAGGCAGAUUUGGUGAACCAUCAGGAAAAAAUGGAAGCAAUCAUCGGCGAGAUGCUUGCCAAGAUCCCGCAACUCACAUCGCAGGCAGUCAGAGAGGAGCUUCUAAAGACUCAAUGGCCGCUGCACAGGAAGCGCAGCUCCCUGCACACGUCUCAACGCAGCUCGCUACGGCUAUCUGGCGGUGUGGACUUCCCCAGCCUCCCACAGGCUGCGUCUGUAAAGCCACCCGGCAUGAAUGACGAAGAUCUGAACAAGGAGCUGGCUAUGUCUCGCUCAACAAGCAGCUUUUCUCCAUCACGCGGGGGCUCUAAGCUCGAAGCUUGGGGAGGCAAUGAAGAAGAGGCCGUGACGUUCAAGCUGGAAAGGAAUAAAGUCAGAGGCGUCAAAUCCUAUCUAGAGAAAAAAAGUCAGCAGCUUGAUGCAGCAACAGGAAAGAGAUGCCAGCGUUUUGCAAGGAUGGUAGUCACGCACCCAAAGUUUGAGUGGUGUUGCGCCAUCCUGAUUCUGGUCUGUGCGGUGAUGAUUGGUGUGGAAGCUCAUUGGACCGUGGGAAACAUUGGAGCCUCCGAGCCGUUGUCCUUCCGAGUGCUGAACUCUCUUUUCAAUAUAGCGUUCAGCAUUGAGUUGCUACUGCGAGCCAUAGUGGAUGGCAUGUAUUUCCUGUCCUACAAGAACCCCUCCAUCCACUGGAAUUUGAUGGAUUCGCUUCUCGUUGCCAGUGGCUUGGUUGAGGAAAUCCUGUUCCUAGUGCUGGUCACUGCCAGCACAAACUUGUCAGGCCUUAAGAUUCUUCGGAUGGUCCGUCUUGCGCGGAUCUUGCGGAUCGUGAAGGUGGUGCGCUUCUUUUCAGAGCUGAGGGUGAUGGUGAACGGGGUGAUCGGCUCAGCGAAGUCGCUGAUUUGGGCUCUCCUCCUGCUUGUGCUCGUGAACUUUUUAUUUGGGGUGCUUGUCAUGCAGCUCUCUGUGGAAUAUUUGGAAACAGUCAAUCCGAAUGCAGAACUUCUGGCAUACUUCGGCACGCUUCCACGCACCAUGCUGACCCUGUAUGAAGCAGUUUCUGGCGGCAUAGAUUGGAAUAAUGCUGUGGUCACACUUCGUCCUGUCAGCAUGUGGAUGGAGUACAUCUUCUCCGCGUAUGUUUUCUUCACAGUCUUCUGCUGCAUGAACAUCGUUACGGGCAUCUUCGUGGACAAUGCCAAGGCUUUGAAAGUGGCAGAUGAAGAAGCCAUGCAUCAUGAAGCGAUGAAGGAGCGCCAGAAGUGGAUUGUCGAAGUAGCCGAUCUGUUUUCCCGAAUCAGCGAAGCACAUGCUGGUCAGCUGACGAAGGAGCAGUUCGUGUACCAUCUCACAAACAGCGACAGAAUUGCAACGUGUUUCUCACACUUGGGCAUUAACACGGAAACCACGAACACCGACGAGCUCUGGGACCUCUUCGACAUGGAUGAAAAUGGGUGCAUCGACCAGGAUGAGUUUGCCAUGGGUAUCAGACAAUUCCAUGGUCCUGCCCGAAGUAUCGACUUAUUCAAGAUGAGGAGAGAAGUCAAGGAACUGUUCAAAUUAGUCAAAGAGCAGGUCUCCCUUGGCUGA